Pogona vitticeps (central bearded dragon) is the source of this 3936-nucleotide messenger RNA. Lineage: Eukaryota; Metazoa; Chordata; Lepidosauria; Squamata; Agamidae. The record is from RefSeq and is a predicted model, not a curated record.
GAUCCCCGUUGUGCUGGUUUCUCCCGCGCGGUGUUUGUCGGCCAGGUCGGGGGCCCCUGGAAGGCUGGCCCUUCCUUCCCUCCGGGGUCUGACGCCGUGCAGGCGCCGCCGCAGAGGAGCUGCUGGGGGAGAAAACAAGCCCGCCGCCUAAAGGUUCACACCGGCCUCCUCGUCGCCGUUUCUUGCAGGAUUUCGGGUCCGGCUGUGUUGUUUCCCUAGAGAGGAGCCGCCCCCCCCAUCCCGUCCCACUGAAGUCUGCCAUCCUGCAGGCGGGGUUCCUUGGGGCUGCGUUACUUCUGAGUAGACCUCCCUCGGAUUGCACAGUCCAGAUUUUGCAGGAAUGAGCUUGGAGGGAAGAUGAUAAAGGAGGAAAAAUCGACAAUCACAGAAGCAGGAAAAGGACAGAAAAUGGAGCCCACCAAGGGGAUGCAAGAGCAUUGGGAUGCCCAGUGGCAGGAGGUCCUGGAGACCCUCCAAUCCGUUCACCCAGGAGGAGGAAACGCAGCAGCAUCAGAGACGGUGCCAUGGGAGGAUACCAGGGCCUUCCUGGCCUCCUUCGAGCAAGUGGCCAAAGCCUGCCAGUGGCCCAAAGCAGAGUGGGCAGCCCGGCUCCUGCCAGCACUGAAUGGCAUAGCGGAAGAGGCCUUUCGGAGCCUGGAAGCCGGAGACAGGGAGGAUUAUGGGAAAGUGAAGGCUGCCAUCUUGCGAGGGGAUGCCCUGAGGAUGGAGGUGAGACGCCAGCACUUCAGGCACUUCAGCUGCCAGGAGGUGGAAGACCCCCGGAGGCUUCACAACCAACUCCAGGAGCGUUGCCACCGGUGGCUGAGGCCGGAGAGGCGCAGCAAGGAGCAGAUCCUGGAGCUGCUGAUCCUGGAACAGUUCCUGGCCAGCCUUCCCCCAGACCUCCAGGACUGGAUCCGGGCAGGAGGGCCUGACACGUGUUCCCAGGCCGUGGCCCUGGUGGAGGACUUCCUCAUGAGCCAGCAGAUGGUUCAGAAAGAGAAGUGGCAGGGACCAAUGAAGGAGGAGUGUUUGGCCUGCCCGGAGGCAGAGGAAGGAGAGCCCUCCGUGGCUGUGGAGGGAGAAGUCUACAAAGAAACCAUGCCAAACACUGAUGCGCAGAUCAGUGUGCUGGGUGUUGCGAAGGAAAGUCAAGUAAAAAUAGAGAAUCCUCAGUGGGGAGGAACUAAAACAGAGGACGGCUCCAGGACAGCCCUACAGAUAAGCCAAGAGAAUGCAGUGGUAAGAGCUGAGCAGCAAGAGGAGGGCUGGGAAUCUAAAGAGGAAUUGGGAAAGCCACCAUUGAUGAGAGAGAAUGAGUGUCUUGGGCCCACAGAUGUUCUUCCAGCGGCAGUUCUGCAGCCUUCUGAAAGAGACUCGAGGGAAGAGAUGCCCCUGUUCUCCAAAUAUGGUAGAAGAUAUCGUUUCAGAUUGGACCUGGAUGUGGUGGAUUCUAAGGAGGACCACAAUGAAUUUCCCAUGUCCGAGGAAGGCUUCCUUCGAAACUCAUGCUUGAGGGAACGGCAAAGAAUGAUAACAGGAGAAAGGAGAUCUGAAUUCCCUGAGAAUGGCCAAGGGGGUCAUUUGGCAGAAGAGAAACCCCAUCACUCUUCUGAGUUCGAGAACCGAUUGAAUUACCCCAAACCACCUGAAAGGAAUGAAGGAGGUGGAAGCCGAGGAAGGAUGUACGAGUGUUCCCAUUGUAAGAAAUGUUUCAGCGAGAGAGAACAUUUGAUCCAUCACGAGCAACUUCAUACUGGAAGGAAACAGUGGGAAUAUCCCAGGUCUGAGAAAGCCUUCCCCUUCAGACAAGCCGUAAUGCGCUACCAGCGGAUUUAUACCGGGGAGAAACCGUACAAGUGUUCUCAGUGUGGGAAGAGCUUCAGUGAGAGAGAAAAUCUCAAAAGACAUCAGAGGACCCAUACUGGCGAGAGACGGUUUAAAUGUGGCGAAUGUGGGAAAAGCUUCAGUCGGAGCGAUUUUCUUAAAAGCCACCAGAGAAUUCAUACCGGAGAGAAACCAUACAAAUGCUUGCAGUGUGGGAAGGGCUUUGCUGUGGGAGGAACCUUGAAGAAUCACCAGCGAACCCAUACUGGAGAGAAGCCGUACAAAUGUUUGCAGUGUGGGAAAUGCUUCACAGUGAGAGGAGAUCUGAAGAACCACCAGAGACUUCAUACUGGGGAGAAACCCUACAAAUGUUCGCAGUGCGGGAAAGCCUUCACUCUGAGGGGAGGUUUGAAAAAUCAUGAGAGAAUUCACACAGGAGAGAAACCAUACAAAUGUUCUCAAUGUGGGGAAAGCUUCAGGCGGAGCGAAGUGUUGAGGAGCCAUCAGAGGAUCCAUACUGGAGAGAAACCGUACCAGUGCCCUGAGUGUGGGAAGGUGUUCAGUCAGAGAGGAUCCUUGGUGAGGCAUCAUAAAAUUCAUACAGGGGAGGAUAAAAGAGUUAUCAUUGUGGAAAAUCUCGAGUGUGUCAGGAGAGAGAAUGAAAAAUACAGGGACCCUUCAGUGAUAUCGGCCAAAGCAAGGAAGCUUAAAAUGGGGAAAGGUCGGCGGAGGCCUCAAAGGUGUGAAGAAAGCCCAGCACAGAACGGGAGGAAGAAAGCCACUCCUUCUAAAUGCGUCGACGUCCAUGAACACUUGAUCUCACAAACGUAUAGAAGAAGAAGACGGGGAAAGUGCCCAGUGUGUGCAAAACUUUUCCGAUAUCAGUCAGCAUUAAGUAAACACAUUGGGAUCCACACAGGUGAGAAUCCAUACCAAUGCAUGGAAUGUGGGAAGAGCUUCAGGUGGAAUGGGCAGCUUGUUUCACAUCAAAGGAUCCACACAGGGGAGAAACCUCAUCAAUGCACAGAAUGUGGGAGAAGCUUCAGAUUAAACCAGUAUCUGACGAUCCAUCAAAGAUCACACACAGGAGAGAAAAUCUAUGAAUGCACGGAGUGUGGAAAGCACUUCAGCUAUCAUGGGAGUUAUAGUGAACAUCAAAAAACCCACACAGGGGAGAGGCCCUAUAAAUGCCUGGAGUGUGGGAAAGGUUUCACUGUAAGUGGGAACCUUACUGUCCAUCAAAGAAUCCACACAGGAGAGAAACCCUAUAAAUGUAUGGAAUGUGGGAAGAGCUUUGGGGAUAGCGGAAGCCUUAAUAAACACCAAAGGACCCACACAGGGGAGAAGCCCUACCAGUGUGUGGCAUGUGGAAAGAGCUUCCGUGAAAGCGGGCAGUUAACAUCACACAAAAGAACCCACACGGGGGAGAAACCAUACAAAUGUGUAGAGUGUGGGAAAUGCUUCAGUGUACGCCAGAAUCUUAAUGUCCAUCAGCGAGUCCACACAGGGGAGAAACCAUAUAAAUGCAUGGAGUGCGGAAAGAGCUUCAGCACAAGUGGACAGUUUAAUAUACAUGAAAGGAUUCACACAGGAGAAAAACCAUAUCAAUGCACAGAGUGUGGGAAAAAAUUCAAUAUGCACUCAAACCUUACAAAACAUCAAAGAGGAGUCCACAGGGGAGAGAAAUCUUAUAAAUGCAUGGAGUGUGGGAAGAGUUUCAGUCAAGGUCAACAUCUGACUGUCCAUCAAAGGACUCACACGGGGGAGAAACCACAUACAUGCAGAAUGUGUGGGAGGAAUUUCAGUGAUAAUUCAUGUCGCAUUAAGCAUGAAAGGACACACACUGGAGAGAGGCCAUAUCGAUGUGUGGAGUGUGGAAAAAGCUUUGGUAGGAUUGAUAAUUCAUGUCGCAUUAAGCAUGAAAGGACACACACUGGAGAGAGGCCAUAUCGAUGUGUGGAGUGUGGAAAAAGCUUUGGUAGGAUGUCAGUCCUUUCUUUACACCAGAAGCUACACACUGGGGAGAAACCAUAUAAAUGCCACAGUGUGGCCGAAGAUUCAGCAGCAAUGGAGGCCUCACUAAACAUGAAAAAAUCCAUACAGACGUGA